UAGUUAGAUUGGUCUCGAAAUCUACUUUUCAAAUAUUAAUUUUUUAUAAUUUUAAAAAAGUAUAAUUGAAAAUAUUAAUAACUAAAAUAAUGGAUUGACAAGCGUAAAAUCCCUCCUAAUACAAUAUAAAAAGAACCAAAAAAGUAUUAAUUUUAAAAAAAGUCAUUGCGCAUCAAUAUAUAUAAGGCAUCAAUAUAGAAAGUUAGAAACAAUGUAUCAAUAGUUGUGUCAAAUUAAUCUUGAAUAUUAGUAUCCCCACUCGGGACCAUUAUUAUGAGUGUACGUUACUUUUGUCUCAUAAAAAAGUGGAAAAUAGCAACUCAAAUUUUUAAAUUUUAAAACACAAUUCAAGAUCGAGACAGCUAAAAAAGCUGUAACCAACCCUACACCAUAAUUUUUAUUUUUUAUUUUUUAUUUUAAUCCCCACCAUAGUUUAAUUAAAAAAAAUUAUAUUCAUAGAUCCAAUAAUCCACCCAAAAAACUAGUACUAAACCCCAAAUAUUUUAUUCUAAUCACCCAAAAGUAAGAAAAAAAAAGCACUUGAAUCAAUGCCUAUGCGCGGCUACUACUUGCCACCGGUGGGAUCCCCAAAAGAAUUUCAAUUAAUCCAAUAUUCCCUUUAUUCUUAAUAUACUCUACUACUAGAAGGUGUAGUUUAGUAAACUAGUAAUGCUAGUAUUGAGAUUCAUCAAAUUAAAAAUGUUGUUGUGUAGGAAAAAAACUUGUGUUGAUGUUGGUGGUUCGAUUCCGGUUUAUCUCAAUGUCUACGAUAUUACUCCGAUUAAUGGUUAUGCUUAUUGGCUCGGCCUAGGGGUCUACCACUCGGGUGUACAAGUUCACGGAGUCGAGUACGCAUUUGGAGCGCACGAGUACCCCUCUACGGGGAUUUUCGAGGGGGAGCCGAAGAAAUGCGAAGGAUUUAUAUUUAGAAAGUCGAUAUUAAUAGGAUGGACAGAGUUAGGAGCAGAGGAAGUGAGGAAAAUAAUGGAAGAAUUCUCAAAGGAGUAUAAAGGGAAUGCUUAUAAUCUUAUUACGAAGAAUUGCAACCAUUUUUGCAAUGACGCUUGCAUUAAGCUUACAGGAAAUCAUAUCCCAACUUGGGUUAAUCGCCUUGCUCGAAUAGGAAUCGUAUGCAACUGUGUGAUUCCGGUGAGUAUAACGACGACGAGAAUCCAGCAACAGAAGCAUCGUAGACAAGAAAAAAUUGGGAAUGAACAAGUGAACAAGAACACGGAGAGCAGCUCAUCAAAGAGGUUUACUACAUCAUCUAAUAAUUCAUCAUCUUCUUUAUCAUCUUCGCCGCCUUCGGAACCUGUUAAUGUUAAUAAUAAGAAUUGCAAAACAAAAUCAGUGACACCUUCUUCACCUUUAAUAAUGGGUUGUUCUCCUACUAGUAGCAAAUAGGUACAAAUUAGUACAGAGUUAGAAUUUGUUUUACAUGGUCAACCAAUUAGAUGUGAUGAUGUACAAAAUUAACAUGUCUAUUUUGGCUUCUUUCAGCAUUAAUCAAGUUUCAUUCAUCCACUGCAA
This is a messenger RNA of Chenopodium quinoa (quinoa), 1530 nucleotides long. Its product is annotated as deSI-like protein At4g17486. NCBI's taxonomy places the organism in Eukaryota, Viridiplantae, Streptophyta, Magnoliopsida, Caryophyllales, Amaranthaceae. Bases 670 to 1404 code for a protein of 244 amino acids. The record is from RefSeq and is a predicted model, not a curated record. Gene Ontology annotation, biological process: protein deubiquitination. Gene Ontology annotation, molecular function: deubiquitinase activity. The transcript has 3 exons.